AUGGCUGGCUUCUUAUCCUUUGUGCGCUAUUUGCGUCUGAAAGGCCUCGUCUCCUUUAUGCGCCUCGUCGUUAGGCUCCUUUUCCCGACUCCAAAGCCCAGACCUGACUCUGUGCUAAGAGUCCCGUCGCGUGAUGAGCACCGUACGAUCAAAGUCCAUGUCUACAAGCCAUCCGUGGAAGGCACUGAAAGCACGACACCCGCCCCGGUUUUGGUCAAUCUGUAUGGCUCCGGCCUCGCGCUUCCGUUUCAUGGCAGCGAUGACUAUUUCUGCCGGCUGGUUGCCAACGCCGCUGGCUAUGUGGUGCUUGAUGUCAACUAUCGUCUAGCUCCCGAGCAUCCAUUCCCAGCACCUCUUAAUGAUCUCGAGGAUACUGUGAAAUACGUGCUUGGCCGCCCGAACGAGUACAAGGCCUCGCAGAUCUCCGUGUCGGGGUUUUCAUCUGGUGGCACUCUCGCGCUCUCCGCUGCCUCAACAAUAUUUCCCCGCGGAACUUUCCAAUCUCUGAUCGCUUUCUAUCCCGCGACAAACCUCUUUCAGGAUCCGAGCCUAAGGAAAGCCCCAGUGCCAGGUGGAAAGGAGCGCUCGCCAUUCUGGACUAGGGUCUUUCGAGAGUCCUACAUAAGAGAGAUGGAUCCUCGCGAUCCGAGAAUUUCUCCAGCAUUUGCGGAUACGUCCAAUUUCCCAUCCAACAUGCUGUUCGUGACAGCGGAAUCGGACGCAUCGGCGCUCGAGUCAGAGGAGUUGGCCGAGAGAGCAAAGAGCGAAGGCCACGCGGAUGGCAGGGAUGUAGUUAUCCGGAGAAUGAAGGGGUGCGGCCAUGGGUUUGACAAGAAAAUUACGGGCGAUAUCUUCGUUCAGGCUAGAGAUGAGGCUUAUGAACUUGUUGUCAAUAUGUUAAAGAAUGUCAAGAGUAAGAGCGCUUAG
This is a messenger RNA of Penicillium lagena, 927 nucleotides long. Its product is annotated as putative carboxylesterase. Lineage: Eukaryota; Fungi; Ascomycota; Eurotiomycetes; Eurotiales; Aspergillaceae. The coding region runs from base 1 to 927 and encodes 308 amino acids. Gene Ontology annotation, molecular function: hydrolase activity. The transcript has a single exon. The record is from RefSeq and is a predicted model, not a curated record.